AUGGCCCUUCAAGCUCAACAUAUCUCAAGCCUGAGUUGUCAGCAAGAACUAUCAGAAUAUGAUGUGCUACUUUCUACAGGGGAGCAAAUCUCGUGUGGACUAUUAGCAAUCACACUUCAGUCUAUGGGUAUUUAUGCUAAAUCGUGGCUUGCUUGGCAAUUACCAAUUGUAACCAAUGAUUUCUAUUCUAAAUCAGAAAUAAAGGAAAUAAAAAUUGACUGUUUGCAAAAAUCAUUUUCCGAAGGGUGCUCAGUUGCAAUAGUUGCUGGUUUUCAGGGUGUAUGUAAUAAUAGAUUAACUACAUUUGGUAGAGGAGGCUCAGAUAUAUCUGUUGUGGCUCUAGCGGUAGCUUUCAANAAAUCUCGUGUGGACUAUUAGCAAUCACACUUCAGUCUAUAGGUAUUAAUGCUAAGUCGUGGCUUGCUUGGCAAUUACCAAUUGUGACCGAUGAUUUCUAUUCUGAAUCAAAAAUAAAGGAAGUAAAAAUUGACUGUUUACAAAAGUCAUUUUCCGAAGGAUGCUCAGUUGCAAUAGUUGCUGGUUUUCAGGGUGUAUGUAAUAAUAGAUUGACUACAUUUGGUAGAGGAGGCUCAGAUAUAUCUGCUGUAGCCUUAGCGGUAGCUUUCAAUGUUAAGACUUGUGAAAUUUUUACUGAUGUUGAUGGAAUAUAUACAACUGAUCCAAAAAUUGUUCCCAAAGCACGUAGACUUAAAUCUAUUUCCUAUGAUGAGAUGUUGGAAAUGUCUUUAUCUGGUGCUAAAAUCUUACAUAAUCGUUCAAUACAAAUAGCAAUGAGACAUAAUAUAAAACUGCAAGUACUUUCCACUUUUAAAGAAUCCGAAGGUACUUCUGUGUUACCCAAUAACGAUGUAUUGGAAAAACAUUUAGUAACUGGGAUAACAUAUAGCACUAAUGAGGCAUUGAUUACUUUCACUGAUCUCACUUUACAUAUUUUACAAGAUAUAGUAGGUGCAAAUAUAAGAGUUGAUAUGAUACAUAAUGCAAGUUUAGUAACUCCCAAGUGUGAUGUUGAUCGAGCAAAAAAGUUAUUAGGUAAAAAUAUUGAUUAUACUAUAAAUGAUAGUAUAGCUAAAAUUUCAAUCAUCGGUAUAGGUAUUACAUCCAAUACUGCUGUGAUGUAUAACAUAUUCAAGGUUUUAGAGAGAAAUAAAAUAGAAAUGCUUGCUAUUUCAACAUCAGAAAUCAAAAUUAGCAUCAUCAUUAAAAAAGAAUAUGCUGAAGUUUUA
Cinara cedri is the source of this 1247-nucleotide messenger RNA. NCBI's taxonomy places the organism in Eukaryota, Metazoa, Arthropoda, Insecta, Hemiptera, Aphididae. The record is from the annotation of a GenBank genome assembly.